UCCUCUUACUUACACUCCUCGUGGUGUUCUGUGCUCUCCCCUGCCUCACUCUACCUCAGCCUGGCCUCCCCACACGCCCAGCUCGGCCUCCAGGGAGCUACAUACACGCUGAUUGACUGGGUUAUUUAAAUGUGUUAGAGGUUGGCGCCACGUGAAUCUCCUCAUCGACCCACAACAAAGACACCACACUUAGUCUUGUAUUGUAGCAGGAGACAUAAUCAAAAUGGAGAACAAAUGCGAAAAGGAGAAAAGGGUGGAGAGGAUGCCAGUUGAUGAAAUGACUUCAAAGGAUUAUUACUUCGAUUCGUAUGCUCAUUUUGGCAUCCAUGAGGAAAUGCUGAAAGAUGAAGUGCGUACCCUGACUUACCGCAACGCAAUGUAUCAUAACAGACACCUUUUUAAAGGAAAGACUGUACUGGAUGUAGGGUGUGGUACUGGUAUCCUAUCCAUGUUUGCUGCCAAAGCUGGUGCAGCCAGAGUGAUAGGAAUUGAAAUGUCAAACAUUGUAGAACAUGCCAAAAAAAUUGUAGCUGCUAACAAUUUAGAUAAAGUUGUUGAGAUCAUUCAUGGGAAGGUUGAAGAGGUGACACUGCCUGUGGACAAGGUUGACAUUAUUAUAAGUGAGUGGAUGGGUUACUGCCUCUUCUAUGAAUCAAUGUUGGAAACGGUGCUGUAUGCCAGGGACAAGUGGAUGGCUUCAGAUGGCAUGCUCUUCCCUGACCGUGCUACGUUGUUUGUUGCGGGUAUUGAGGAUCGUCAAUACAAGGAUGACAAGAUCAACUGGUGGGAUAGUGUUUAUGGCUUUGAUAUGUCUUGCAUCAGGGAGGUGGCCAUGACAGAACCUCUAGUUGAUGUGGUAGAAGCAAAACAGGUGGUGACUAAUUCUUGUCUUGUGAAAGAAGUUGACCUAUAUACUGUGAAGAAAGAAGAUCUGGCCUUCAGUACCCCAUUCCACCUUCAGGUAGAGGUGCGGAGGAAUGACUAUGUGCACGCCCUCAUCACAUACUUCAAUAUUGAAUUCUCUAAGUGUCACAAAAGGACUGGUUUCUCAACAGCCCCUGAGGCACGGUAUACUCACUGGAAGCAGACAGUCUUUUAUUUUGAUGAUUAUUUGACUGUGAAACACGGGGAGGAAAUCUUUGGCACCUUCACGAUGAAGCCCAAUGAGCGUAACAAUCGUGACCUUGACUUUCACAUUGAAAUGGAAUUCCAUGGUGAACUUUCAGAUUGUCAGGAAUCUCAUAAAUAUAAAAUGCGUUAAGUCGUUUUAGCUGAUUCUUGCUACGUCCAUCAGAUGGUCGUCCACGAUAAUGCCGCAAGUUGACUUAGUCGUUAGGUUCUCUACAAAUCUAGGAAUUGCUUCCUUAAAUGAGGCAACAGAGUUUUGUGUAAUUUUGUGUUUGCAAGGCCUAAUGGGACCUUGAAACAGCUUGUGGCACAUCUUGUACGGACACUUGUGACAGUGCAGUCAUGACCAGUUUUUAGAACUGUACCCCAACUGGUGGAGUGACCUUACCAAGUUGUGUGCUCUGUUAAUGGAUGAGCGGUAGACUCUGCCUCUCUACCAGUGGCAGUAUUAAAAUGAAAAUGGUAGAUGAGCAUAAUACUCUUGCCUCUCCAGUGUAAGAGGAUUGAGCAAAGACUCGUGAACUCUCCCUCCCAUGUAGGCUGUGGCCAGUAACACUCUGGUGUCAUUAUUUGUUGGUGCAAGUCCUCAGCAAAGAGUAAGAACAAUUGUGGUGUAGUGAUGGUGAUAUUAAAGAAAAUGAUGUAAGAAAAUUAAUUGGAAAUCCACUGGUAUGUUAGAUAUUGUGGACUUUUACUGGGCUAACGAAGAAAAUUGCUGUGUACCAUCACAUGGUAAGAAUAUUGUUGAUCGAUCAUUUGUCUAUUUGUUCAGCUACAAGGCGAGCUGGUGGAAAAGAACUUACGAAAGAAGUCAAAUUUAAAAAUGUUCAUUAAUAAUUUUAUCACUUUAAUCUCUUAAUAGUACUGUACUUAGUUACAAAUACAGUAUUUGUUUAAUAAUGUCUUAAGCAUACAGUAUGUCUUUUGUAUGUACCAAGAACCUACAGUAAAGAUUCUAGAAAAGUUUGCCAGAAGUUCUAGUCCUUGGUUUGAGGACUUGAAUUGUUGUACCAGGUUAGAGUGGGUAUCUUGUAUGUUGUUCGAAUUAUUUUUACAGAUGGCAAUAAAAAAAAAUAAGAGA
This is a messenger RNA of Cherax quadricarinatus, 2209 nucleotides long. RefSeq names its product arginine methyltransferase 1 (gene Art1). Gene Ontology annotation, cellular component: nucleus. The record is from RefSeq and is a predicted model, not a curated record. NCBI's taxonomy places the organism in Eukaryota, Metazoa, Arthropoda, Malacostraca, Decapoda, Parastacidae. Gene Ontology annotation, biological process: peptidyl-arginine methylation. Gene Ontology annotation, molecular function: protein-arginine N-methyltransferase activity.